AUGGAGGACCUAUCGGAUGAAUACGUGCACCUUCUCGAUCGCGUUGCUUUCGCCUUCACCACCCGAAUCCCCUCUCGCCGUCGGCUCGCAAAGCGUAUGCAGCACAUUAAUAGGAGUCUUCAGGAGAUGUACAACCGGGCGUCACAGCUCGGCAUCCGGGGGCUGCCGUCCUCUGCUUCGUCUUCCUCAGGCAUGGAUGCAACUCUUGCUCGAAGGUUUGAGCUGGACGCGGAUGUGGUGGGCUUUGAAGAAGACGUGGAAGUCAUCACGAAACAGCUUUGUGAUCUCGGCAGACAAGUCUUGACUAAGAUCAUGAAGCAACUCAUGGGUCUGGAAUUCGAUCAGGUUCAGGAUAUGGAUGAACAAGAGAUGAAGAAGGAAAUCAAGGUGCACUUACAAGGGACAAAGGAUGUGGACCAAAAACCUAGAUAUCAGCAUAGUGAAUUGAUACAAGAGUGGGUAAGCCAGAUUCGAAGUUUGGCCUAUGACAUAGAGGAUGUGGUGGACGAGUAUACAUUGCGAGUGGGCCGAUUAAGGCGGAAAUGUAGCCUCAAAUGCAUUGCUAAUCUCCCAACCCGAAUUCUUGCUCGUUAUCAGCUUGCAAAGAGCUUGCAACGCAUCAAUAGGAAUCUUCAAGAGACGUCCAAACAUGCCUCCGAGCUUGGCAUCCAAGGUAUUCCAUCCUCGUUUUUGUCUCCUAUCAAGGACACAAAUCUUACUCUUAGAUAUGAUGUAGCAGAGGAUGUGGUAGGCUUUGACCACGAUAUCCAAGUCAUCACGUAUCAGCUAUGUGAUCUCCAUGUAACACGACGUGCCGUCAUUUCCAUCGUCGGCAUGGGUGGUUCGGGCAAAACCACACUUGCCAACAAAGUCUACAAUAGCCAAGCUGUCAAAGAUCAUUUUCAGUGUCGGGCAUGGAUAGUUGUGUCACAAUCGUAUACGGCUAGAGAACUCUUGACCAAUAUCAUGAAGGAAACUAUGAAUAUAGGCAACGGUCAAACUAGGGAAAUGGAUGAACGAGAGAUGAAGAACAAGAUCAGGGAGCAUUUAAAAGGAACAAGGUAUCUGGUGGUGAUGGAUGAUAUCUGGAAGGUUUCAGAUUGGGAAACAAUGAAGACAGCCUUUUCCGAAGAAUUCACAGCAUCGCGAGUACUGCUCACCACACGUAAAAUGGAUGUUGCCGAAACUGCAGACCCGGACAGGCCUCCGCACCAUCUCAAACUUCUCGAGUCGGAGGAAAGUUGGACUUUGUUCUGCAAAAAAGCAUUUUCUAAUGCAUGUUGCCCACCUCAUUUGCAGCAUCUUCAGGAUAAAAUCAUCCAAAAAUGUGGCGGAUUACCUCUGGCGAUCGUGGUUUUAGCCGGGCUGCUACGGAGGAAGCAUGAAGCUUACGAGUGGAGCCAAACCUUGGAACGUAUUUCUCAUGCACCUAACAAAACCGAUGAUCAAACUCACAAAAUAUUAGCUCUCAGUUACAAUGAUCUACCUCAUCAUCUCAAGUCUUGCUUUCUUUAUUUUGCUGCAUUCCCCGAGGACUACGACGUCGACGCUGAAAGGUUGAUGUGUUUAUGGAUUGCCGAGGGUUUCGUAGGAUCAGACCUGGAGGGUCAAACAAUGGAGGACCUGGCAGAGAUGUAUUUGAUAGAGCUUAUCAACAGGUGCAUGAUACAGGUGGGAAGAAGGAAUGAGAUUGGGAGUGUGGGAUCUGUUCCAGUCCAUGAUCUACUGCUGGACCUGGCUCGUUAUGAAGCUAGAAAACUCAAUUUUUGCAGAUCCAUUAGCGACAAAGGCGAUUCAACUGAUCUACGACGUCUUAGUAUCACAGUGGAAGAGGGGGCGAUGCCUUGCCUCAGAGAAUUACAUCUUUGGUACUGCUCCAACAUGAGAAUGCUUCCGGAGGGACUGCGAGGACUCACCCAACUGAAGCUAUUUGACCUUAAUGGAAUGCCAGUAAUCGAGAGAAGGAUCGAGAAGGAUACUGGGGAGGAUUAUUACAAGAUCCAGCACGUGCCUUCCAUUAACAUGCCGGACUAA
Messenger RNA from Musa acuminata AAA Group (dessert banana), 2034 nucleotides. RefSeq names its product putative disease resistance RPP13-like protein 3. The coding region runs from base 1 to 2034 and encodes 677 amino acids. The transcript has 5 exons. The record is from RefSeq and is a predicted model, not a curated record. Gene Ontology annotation, molecular function: ADP binding. NCBI's taxonomy places the organism in Eukaryota, Viridiplantae, Streptophyta, Magnoliopsida, Zingiberales, Musaceae. Gene Ontology annotation, biological process: defense response to other organism.